AUGGCUGAGGUCAGUAUUUCAGUAGAUCAGCUUUCAAUGGAUCAGUUCAUCUGUCCAGUGUGUCUGGAUCUUUUAAAGGAUCCAGUGACUCUCCCCUGUGGUCACAGUUUCUGUAAGGUGUGUAUUAAUGGCUGCUGGGAUCAGGAGGAUCAGAAGGGCGUCUACAGCUGUCCUCAGUGCAGAGACACUUUCACUCCAAGGCCUGUUCUACGCAGAAACAACAUGCUGGCUGAAGUGGUGGAGAAACUGAAGAAGAAGACUGAAGUCCAAGCUGCUUCUCCUGCUCACUGUUACACUGGCCCUGGAAAUGUGGAGUGUGAUUUCUGCACCGGGAGAAAACACAAAGCUGUCAAGUCCUGUCUGACGUGCCUGGCUUCUUACUGUGAAACUCAUAUUACUCCUCACUAUGAGUCUCCUGCAUUUAAGACACAUAAAUUAACAGAAGCUUCAUUAAAACUACAAGAGAAGGUCUGCUCUGAACAUGAUGAAGUGCUGAAGAUCUACUGCCGUACUGAUCAAACCUGUAUUUGCUCCUUGUGCAUGUUGGAUAAACAUAAAGGCCAUGACGCUGUAACAGUUUCAGCAGAAAGAGCUGAGAAACAGAGUGAGUUAAAGGAGGAGCAGAUGAAAUCCCAGCAGAGAAUCCAGGAGAAGCAGAAGAAGGUGCAGGAGCUGAAACAGGCUGUGAACACUAUAAAGCUAAGUGCACAGACAGCAGUGGAGGACAGUGAGAGGAUCUUUACUGAGCUGAUCAGCUCCAUGGAGAAAAAGCGCUCGGAGGUGACGGAGCUGAUCAGAGCUCAGGAGAAGACUGAACUGAGUCGAGCUGAACGACUCCUGGAGCAACUGGAGCAGGAGAUUGCUGAUCUUCAGAGGAGACUCACUGAGCUGGAGCAGCUUUCACACACACACGAUCACAUCCAGUUCCUCGCUUUAGCUUCUGGACGUCACUCUGCUUUAUUAAUCAGACCAGACAUUCAGACAUCCAGCAUCAGUGUCCAUCAACAUCUCUCAUUUGAUGGAGUGAGGAAUUCUCUCUCAGAUCUAAAGAAGAGACUCGAGGAAUUCUGUGAGGAGGAAUUCAACAAAAUCCCUCCACAUGGACAGCUGUUGACACCAGGGGGUCGGAUUGUGGGAUGCCAGGCAGCGGAGAGCACGUUCCAAAUCCUGGUUAGCCCGCUCAGACUGCCCAUUGGUCUGGGGAUGGAAUCCAGAUGA
Molecule: messenger RNA, 1218 nt
Organism: Clarias gariepinus (North African catfish)
Lineage: Eukaryota; Metazoa; Chordata; Actinopteri; Siluriformes; Clariidae
Product: E3 ubiquitin/ISG15 ligase TRIM25-like
Exons: 5
Coding region: 1-1218 (405 amino acids)
Molecular function (GO): zinc ion binding
Source: RefSeq, a predicted model, not a curated record